AGGGCUGAGAUCAUAACCAACCAAAAUUGUGCUAUACUACUUGGCAAUUAAUUAUAAAAGGACAUCCCACAUCCAUACCAAAACUCAUCCCACCCAUUUUUUUUAUUUUUAUUUCUUAUCCCAAAUAACAUCACACAAAAACUAGUUAAGAAAAAAUAAAGAAAGAAAGAAAAAGAACCCCUUUAGCUAGCUAUACACAUUAAUUAAUCAAUAUUAGUACUAUAAAAGAGAGAUGAAGAGUGGUAGUAGUUUGAUCAUAGGCCAUCCAAUCAUGGCAUCAUUAGAAACCCAAAAGCCUUAUAUUGCUAUGAUUUUUGUACAAGUUGUUUAUGCAGGCAUGGCUUUGUUUUCCAAGGCUGCAAUUGCUCAAGGAAUGAAUCCUUUUGUUUUUGUUGUUUAUCGUCAAGCCUUUGCAGCUUUCGCCUUGGCUCCUUUUGCUUUCUUCUUUGAAAGUGGGAAAGUGACUCCUUUGUCAUGGGGUUUGGUCUGCAAAAUUUUCUUCAUUUCCUUGAUGGGGAUAACUUUGAGCUUAAAUCUCUACUAUGUUGCAAUUAAUUUCACUUCAGCAACAUUUGCUGCAGCCACCACUAACGCCAUCCCAGCCAUUACUUUUGUUAUGGCAGUAUUACUAAGAAUUGAGAGUGUAUGCAUAAAAAAUGUGGAUGGUGUGGCAAAGGUGAUGGGGUCAAUUGUGAGUCUAUCUGGGGCAUUGGUGUAUGCUUUUGUAAAGGGUCCACAAUUGAAGUUGAUGAUGAAGAAUAAUUGGUAUAAUGAUCAUGAUCAAAAACCCAUUAAUUACCACAGACAUGAAUGGGUUAAAGGUUCUCUUAUGAUGCUAUCAGCCAACACUGCUUGGUCUUUAUGGCUCAUUUUGCAGGGUGGUAUAGUGAAGCAAUAUCCAGCAAAGCUAAGGCUAACAACUCUUCAAUGCUUGUUUAGCUGCAUACAAUCAGCAUUUGUAGCCAUUGCAAUGGACAGAAACCCAUCAUCAUGGAAACUUGGCUGGGACAUUAAUCUUCUUUCUGUUGCUUAUUGUGGAAUAGUUGUGACAGGCAUAACUUAUUGGAUUCAAGUUUGGGCUAUAGAGAAAAAGGGUCCAGUUUUCACAUCACUAUUUACUCCCUUAGCCCUAAUUAUAACUGCUAUCAUAUCAGCUUUCAUUUGGAAAGAAACUUUUUACUGGGGAAGUGUUGGUGGGGCAAUUUUGCUGGUUGGAGGACUCUACAGCGUUUUGUGGGGAAAGAAGAAAGAAGAUAAUACUAAUAAUAAUAAUAAUGGUGAAUGUGAUAAUAGCAAGAGAAGAAGUGAAACAAAUGCUGCCCAAAGACAAGAAUGUAAGGAAGAAACAUUAUCUAAUGUAUAAUAUCAUCAGUGCAUUACACAUCCUACUUGACUCAGAUGGAUAAAUAUAUAUAUAUAUAUAUAUAUAUUAUGAACUAUAUAAAUAUAUAUAUAUAGUAGUAGUAGUAGUAGUAGCUAGUUAGAUUUUAUUAUGGUGAAAAAAGAAAAGAAGAAAAAUGUCACUACCCACCAUAUGAAAAUCAAUAUAUAUACAUGUUUUAUCUUUACAGUUGCAAUAUAAAGUAAUAACUUUUUCUUUU
Messenger RNA from Cannabis sativa, 1601 nucleotides. Its product is annotated as WAT1-related protein At1g43650. Bases 233 to 1363 code for a protein of 376 amino acids. The transcript is spliced from 7 exons. Lineage: Eukaryota; Viridiplantae; Streptophyta; Magnoliopsida; Rosales; Cannabaceae. Gene Ontology annotation, molecular function: transmembrane transporter activity. The record is from RefSeq and is a predicted model, not a curated record. Gene Ontology annotation, cellular component: plasma membrane.